Messenger RNA from Candidula unifasciata, 573 nucleotides. The record is from the annotation of a GenBank genome assembly. Lineage: Eukaryota; Metazoa; Mollusca; Gastropoda; Stylommatophora; Geomitridae.
AUGGCGGCGAUGAGUCUGUUGAGUCCCGUCCUAAGGCAGGCGUUUCGGUUGGCUUCUUACGGUAGACCCGUGAUAACCCCGCUAAACAGGCAGCUGCAGUUGCAAGGACACGUAUCUGUGAGAAAUGGAGGUCAUGCCAACCAAAUUCCUCUCAUCCCAUCACAGUUCCAGUGGACUCGCUUCAAGGACGACUUUCAUUUCUACCUGCUUCUGGGCCUAGUGCCGAUGUUUUCUCUCAUCACUUACGCUAAUAUUUUCAUUGGUCCUGCUGAACUCUCUGACAUCCCUGAAGGCUAUGAACCCAAGGAAUGGGAAUACUAUAAGAGCCCCAUCAAGAGGUGGUUUGCCAAGUAUGUGUAUAAUGAACCACAGAAAGAUUAUGAGAAAACCAUGCACUACCUGCAUCAGCAACGAGAGGCCAGAUACUGGAGGAUGCUGGAGAAGAAAGUUCGCCAGCUCCAGUCGGACCGACAAGAUUACAAGGGCUGGUACUGGGUGCCCUUUGACAAAAGUGUUGCUGACGAGGGGAAGGCUUCGGCUGAGGAGGCGCUGAGAUUUCAGGGAGCGAGAUGA